AUGGCUUCUAAACCCCCAUCACCAUCACGCGCCGCUGCCGAAGAUACCGCAACGGCUCAGCAGUCGACAGUUAAAACAGCAGAGCGGACAUAUCCCUUCAUUUCCCGCCGUGAGAUCGAGGCCUUGAUUUCUGAAGGUCGCCAUAUCAUCAUUGUCGAUCAAUAUGUCCUGAAGGUUGACGCUUGGGUCAAGUAUCACCCCGGUGGUGACAAGGCCAUCAAGCACAUGAUUGGGAGGGAUGCUACCGAUGAAGUAAACGGGUUACAUUCCCCAGAAGCAAGAGCUCAGAUGAACAGGUACAGAGUGGGCAGGAUACCAGGGAGAUGGAAGAAUUUCUUGCCGCCGAUACAAGGAGGCAAGUUCAGGCCAAGAGGAGAAGAAGGUGAAGAAUGGGAAGAGGAGUCCCCAGAAAUAAGGGCCAGAGCUGCGAACUACGAUGAGGACACUAGCUUCGGAUCGUCAUCAUUUGCGAGUCAGGCUGCCUCUACUGAAUCCGAGAGCUCACGGACCCCUUCGCCCGCCCCUUCCCCGGUCUUUGAUGAUGGAGAAUCGGCGCCGGAAUUGAACCAACUCCACGCCCGUCCUAACGCCCGGUCAAAGUCGGCCGUAAGCCGAUCCGAUUCCUUCACCUCGAUUUCCUCCAUUGAGGAUGAGAAGGCCAGUGCCAAGGGCGCCGAUGAUGGCCCUAGGGAUGGCAUGGCCCAUCUCGACGCUCUAACAAGGCAAGAGAUCAGGCUCGAUCUCGACAAGUACCCUCCGCUCGAUGAGGGAACGCAAGACACCGUCAUCCGAAAGUAUCGUGAACUCAACGAGCGCAUCAAGGCCGAAGGACUCUAUGACUGCAACUAUGUUGCUUACGCCAUCGAAGGAUUCCGCUAUACUCUCCUCUUCUGCGGGUGUCUUCUGUUCCUAAAAUGGGGUUGGUACGUUCCUAGUGCGUUCUGUCUCGGCUCUUUCUGGCACCAGCUAGUCUUCACUGCCCAUGACGCCGGGCACAUGGGCAUCACGCACCAUUUCCAUGUCGAUACUGUCAUCGGCAUCAUCAUUGCCGACUUCAUCGGUGGUCUCAGUCUAGGUUGGUGGAAGCGCAACCACAACGUUCACCAUAUCAUCACCAACAGCCCUGAGCACGAUCCGGACAUAGAACACCUCCCCUUCUUCGCCAUUUCCCAUCGCUUCUUCACUAAUCUGCGGUCCACAUACUAUGACCGUGUCAUGGAGUACGACAUCUUUGCCAAAUUCUUCGUCUCCCUCCAGCACUACCUCUACUACAUCGUCAUGAUGUUCGCCCGCCUGAACCUCUACCGUCUCUCGUGGGAGUACUUGCUCAAGGGCCAGGCACCCAAGCACGGUCCUGCCUGGUGGCACCGGCAUCUCGAGCUUGUCGGUCAGGUCUUCUUCUGGUACUGGUUCGGUUAUGGGAUCAUGUACAAGGCAAUCGAUGGCAACUGGAACCGUUUUGUUUUUUUCAUGAUCUCCCACGCGGUCACCAGCCCGUUGCACGUGCAGAUCACUCUGUCACACUUCGCCAUGUCCACCUCUGAUCUGGGCCCUCAUGAGUCCUUCCCGCAGCGCAUGCUGCGCACCACCAUGGACGUCGACUGCCCCGAGUGGCUUGACUUUUUCCACGGCGGCCUCCAGUUCCAGGCCAUUCACCACUUGUACCCGCGCAUUCCUAGACAUAACCUUCGCAAGACGCAGAAGCUAGUCCAAGACUUCUGUAACGAUGUUGGAAUCCCUUAUGCGCUGUACGGAUUUGUGGAAGGCAACAAACACGUCAUCGGGAGGCUAGCUGAUGUGGCUAGGCAGGCAGCUAUCUUGAGGAAGUGCCAGCAGACUAUUGUUGAUGGCAGCAUCGGACAUUCUCAUGCUCACUGAUUGUGACGCUUUCGAAUGAGGGAAAUGUAUUGCACAUGGAAAUUUUAUAAAAGGAGGGGAUGGUCACAGGCGAGGGACGAGAUAUGGUAGAUGGGCUACAUGGGCUACAAUGGCCCACAAUUCUGGAUUAAAGACAAAGCC
Messenger RNA from Neurospora tetrasperma FGSC 2508, 2019 nucleotides. RefSeq lists its product as uncharacterized. Bases 1 to 1878 code for a protein of 625 amino acids. Gene Ontology annotation, cellular component: membrane. Gene Ontology annotation, molecular function: oxidoreductase activity, acting on paired donors, with oxidation of a pair of donors resulting in the reduction of molecular oxygen to two molecules of water. Gene Ontology annotation, biological process: lipid metabolic process. The record is from RefSeq and is a predicted model, not a curated record. NCBI's taxonomy places the organism in Eukaryota, Fungi, Ascomycota, Sordariomycetes, Sordariales, Sordariaceae. The transcript has 2 exons.